Messenger RNA from Drosophila simulans, 2101 nucleotides. RefSeq lists its product as uncharacterized. NCBI's taxonomy places the organism in Eukaryota, Metazoa, Arthropoda, Insecta, Diptera, Drosophilidae. Bases 683 to 2065 code for a protein of 460 amino acids. The record is from RefSeq and is a predicted model, not a curated record. The transcript has a single exon.
AUAUAUAUUAUAUAAGUAUGUAGAGAGCAUUUUUUCCGUAUUAUUUUUCUGCGGUGACAAACUUGGCAACGAGUCGCAGUUCCUUUUUAAUUUAUUUGAAUUGGCAAUGGGUAGGAGUCCGUCCGGCUGCCCGGGCCACAUUUCGCAUUCAAUCGGCAAGUUUUGCGCCUUGUCAUCGGCGGGAUUCUUCUUGGUAGCAAUUUUCCAAAGUCCCUGGUGCCCGACCGACUCUUUUGUGAACUUUUUAAUUACCGCUGCGAGUUUUGCCUUGCUUUCUUUUCGGACUUCCCUCGCCCCAGUCGCUGGCUGCAUGGCUUAGCCUUUUCCAUUUUUCAAGUUGUUUAUGAAAUAUUUAAUGGAAAUUAUGCAAAACUUGUUUACCAGACUUUACAUCCAGCACCCGCCGCCGCUCGCCAUCAGCCAGUUCUCCAUUUGGCGCCUUCGAACCAAGUUCCUCACUUUUUGCCACUCAAAUUAAUUGCAUAACAAAUUGUGUUGAUGAAGUGCAAGAAUUCCGGAGUACAUCUAACUGAAAUGUGCUUGGCCAUGAAGCCAUCGAGCACGCUUUUGUUUUCCGGCUAAUGUACACAGUCGGUUGCCAUGGCCCCUCAUCAAGUUCUCAUUUUCAGCGCACUUGCAGCAAGUGUUUAUUGCAAAAAAGAACAAAAUACAUUUUUUAAUAAUGCUUAUAUCAAACUAUAAAAAUUGCUACUGUCCAUUUCAGUGCCAUAUAGCUAAUUGGUGGACAUCAGAAGAUCAUUAUGGCGGCAUUACGCACCUAACGAUGGCCAUUCUAUUGGGAAACAGUCGUAUCCUUUCGCGGCAUUCAGUUGGUAGAUCCAUUUCAUCGAUGGCCCCGUGGCAUUCGCUUCGCCUGAGCAACCGUUACAUCAGCAGGCACGUGCUCCUCCUGCUGCGCUUCUACCUGGCGCAGUUCUAUUACCUGGGAUUGAUGCGCCUCCGCUACGAUGAGUCCUGCAACGAGCUGCGAUUGACGUACUACAGCGUCACGGUGUCAAGGAUGAUUGGGCUUUGGUGCGCCUUCUUCUUCACGCUGGCACUCCUGGAUCCAUAUCCCCUGAUGCUGCAUCUCCAGCUAGUGGGAUUCUCCUGCUGGCUGUUAAUCCAGCCAAGAGAAGUCAUCGAGGAGCGGAGACGGGUGAUAAACCGAAUCCUGCGACUUUCGCCGCAGCUCCAUCGGCUCUGCAGGCGAAAGGUGGAGCUGUCCUGGUUUGUGGCCUUCCAGUUGGUGCUCAAGCUGCUGGUCUUUCGGUUGUUCUACAAGGGACUGCUGGGCCCCACAAACGCCGCCUGGAAAGCGCUCUUUAUUGUGCUCUUCGUGGUGCCCAUUUCACUGGCCAUUUGGGUGAUAGACGUCACCUCGCAUCUGAUUAGCAUUGUGCUCGCCCUCCUGCUGAAGUCCUUCGAGCUGGUGAACAGUGAAAUGGCGGCCAUUGACGAGAGGCUCUGUUUGGAGAUUCUGCGAUCGGAUUACCGAGCGGUCAGAAGGCUACAGAGACGCCAGAUUUCGCUGCAGCGGUUGCAUCGAUCCUAUGUCAAGGUCACCCGGCAAUGUAUAGAUUGCCUGAGCCCCCAGUUGGUACUCAUCGUUCUCUACAACCUGAGCUCCAUCUACACUUUUUCCAGUGGCGUAUGGCGGCGCAUCUUCCAGAUCGCGGUCAUCGUCAACACGCUGCGGUCUCUGCUACACAUCCUCGACGAGCUGGUGGCCACUACAGGUGCUCCGCAGGACACCUCCUGGAUGCAUGUGGCGCGAUUGCUUCAGUUCGAGGAGGUCCUGGCCACGCAUGGCUGGUUGCAGCGGAAGGACUUCCGCUGGAAGCUGCAGGAUACCGACAGUUUUGGUCAGAGCGUAAGGAGCAGCUGCUUCCAAAGAAGGCUUUUAGUCCUGGGAUUGGUUACACCCAACAAACGACUCCUGUUUCGCAUCGCCUUCGCGUUCUGUUGUCUCCUGCAUCUGCACUAUAUGCUCAAGAAAUCAGCAUUGGUUGCCGAGAAGGAAAUCUUUAUCGGUUCGGAAGUGAUCACAAAACCCAAGCAUUAGGCACUUUUAGUUUGUAGAAAGUUUUCAAUGUGCAUU